Trichoderma asperellum CBS 433.97 is the source of this 1575-nucleotide messenger RNA. NCBI's taxonomy places the organism in Eukaryota, Fungi, Ascomycota, Sordariomycetes, Hypocreales, Hypocreaceae. The record is from RefSeq and is a predicted model, not a curated record.
AUGCUGUUGGACUCCUCCCAGCUGUCAUCGUCAUCGUCAUCGUCGUCAUCACCGCCGUUGUACGGCCAACAGCAGAUCGUCUUCCGCACUCGCGGCAGCGCAUCGGCCAUGCGGCACGGGCCGUCGAUGGCAGGGCCAGUGCCAUCACUGUCUGCGUUUUCUUACCUUUCUACGAAUCAAUACUUUUUCCUGCAAUACUACCUGGAGCGGCUGAGUAAUGUGCUAGUAAAUGCCAACAGCGAUUCUAACCCACUCAAAUCGCUCAUCUUGCCGCGCAUCGCCUCGUCGAAUCUACUGCUGGACGCCAUCUGCGCCACGGCGUCGCUGCACCGGUCCAGCGCCUCUGAUGCGGAUCCGUUGGCGUAUUCGGACGCAACGCGGUACUACGUUCGUGUGUUGUCUGCGGUGCGCGAUUUGAUUCCCCAAGUGACGAAUUCGACCUCAAAGUCGCCAAAAUCGGGCAGCAGGGGGGGCAUGAUGAUGAUAUCCGAUGGUGAAUCAAGUCCGGGCAGCAGCAAAGGCAGUAGGAGCAGUAAGAAUAGCGACAAGAACAGCAAGGCCAAGAAGAAAACGGCGGCGGGUGUCGAGGACGUCGAAAUGGCUGAGAUGGCCAUCCUGGCGUCCAUCUUCCUCUGCAAGUACGAGAUUAUCAAGGACGGCGUGGAGAGCUGGCGCCUCCAUCUGAAAGGCAUCGAAUCUUUAUGCCGGUCACUGAGUCCCGAGCAGACGGCUUCCAUGGCCAACACGCUGGCCUAUGUCCGUAGUUUCAUGUCGUAUCAUAAAAACAUUGCGCGCAUCACCGAAUAUGCGCCGCAUUCAACAGGAGAGGAGUUUGAGCAUGAGCCAUUCGAACUGGGCAAGCUAUUCCCCGUAGACCCGUACAUGGGAUUCUCCCAGAGUCUCAUCAUCCUGCUGGGCCGGGUCAGCAACCUGCUCGUUAUUAACACGAGAGACGGGCCACACGAGCUAAGGCUAGAAAUAGAGACAAUAUUGAGCCUGCUUGCCAGGAGAAGCUGGGACGCAGACCGCUUCGCCAUCCCUGAAGGCAUGGGCAUGUCGACGAUUGAAAACUCAACCACCAUUGCUGAGGCAUACUACUGUGCCAUCAUUGCCUGUAUUCAUGCCGUGCUCGAAGUUGUAGCCGAGAGAGAGGCUGCAGCCGCCAUCUCACCCAUGGCCAUGGCUGAGGAACAAUUUCAGUUUGGGUCUCCUCCAUUACAGCCUUCAUCACAGACCUUUAUCGACUGGGCAUCCCUACAUGCCCUCCUUCCUAUAGCUAAAGCCGAUGCUCUAACGGAAUGUCUUGCCGGCAUAGCACGGGUACCGCUUGGAGCCCCGGAGGAGGCCGGCCUUUUGCCGCUACUCUUCAUCGUGGCGUGCGAGACGACUCGAGAGGAUCAGGCCCAUGAGGCUCUGCUCAGGGUCGAAGCUCUAGGGAGCCACAUUGGAUUAGGAAACGUUAGAUGUGCGAGUGAGUUGCUGAAACAGGUGUGGUUAAGGCGGUCGACGCAGCGAGACUUUCAUGAUUGGCGAGGACUGUUGGCGCAGCUGCAGUGGGAUCUAAUCAUUACCUGA